GGCGGACGAGCGGCGGCGGCUGCGGCAGGAGGCGGCCGAGUAUUACCGAGGGCUCCGGGUGCCGGAGCGGAUGGAGGAAGUGCUGAACGCCCUGUUCCCGCUGCCCCCCCAGGAUCUCUACGGGGAGCUGGGCUCAAAGCUUGCUGGAACAUAUAAAUCAUGGAAUAAUAGAAUAUGCUGGGUUGGAAGAGACCUGCAAUGGAUUUGUUUAGUGGUGGAUUUGAUUCUAAGCUCCAGUAAUAUGCAAAUUAGUUGGAAGAAAAGUUAUUGAUGGAGUUGGUGAGCCAACGUUAGAAGUGGAAAUAUAUUGUACAGUUAAGAACUAUGAGAAGAGGAUUUGUUCCAGUGUAAUGGCUACUCAUUCUCAAAUACCAGAAAAUGCUUUACCUGAAACAAUUGAAGCUGAUGAGAGAGAAAGAAAUGAGUCUGUUUAUACUGCUGUGGAAUGGGUCUGUGACUCACUGAACACAAUGUUAAGGGACUUGGACCCUACUGACCAGUGUCAAGCUGAUAAGAUCCUUGGGGAGUAUUUUGAAGAGAAGGUAGAAGAAAGAAAGGAAAUUGAAAGGCAAGAAAAAGAAAUGAGAGAGGAAGAAGAAUCAGGAAAAGUCACUACUUCCCCUGCUUCAGGCCAUUCAGGCGCGACGCCUAAGCAAAAAAAGGGACGAAAAUCAGGAAAGAAGGUGUCAGAAGACACUCCCAUCCCACCUGCAGAGCCUGCUGAGCCAGUGCUGUGUGGCAGCUUGGCCAUUGGGGGAACAUCACUUGCCAUAGCCAGGGCUGGGGCCACCAUCAGCCGUGUCCCACUGUACUUGUACACUGCACUGCUGAAACACAAGGAGACACCUAAAGAAAUUACUUUACCACUCCCAAUGGUUACUGUGUUGUACUGUGAAAAAAAUUCACCUACAAAACUGAAGUUAGUCAAAGAAGUUAUGCUUAUACCACCAGUUGAGUUAUUACUCCAUCAGGGCAUAGAAAUAGUUCUGGAAAUUCAGAAAGAAAUUACAAGAAAGAUAGAGUCUCCAGGCAAAACGCCUGCUUCACGAGCAGAGAGCAGGAGAGGAAGAGGGCACAAAGCUCAGCCAGGACCCUUAAAAAGAUUUUCACACUUAGGCUGCCUGAUAACAGGAUAUGAUAGUCUGGAACAACUGCUACUCCAACUGCAAGCAGCUUGCAACAGUUUAGGUCUGGAGCUGGGAACAGACCUGUACUUAGCAAUAAAUUGUGCUGCUCAUGAAUUAAUGGAUUAUGAUAGAGGGAAAUACGAAGUACUCACUGGAACAUUCAAAAGUCCUGAUGAAAUGGUUGCCAUGUAUGUGGAAAUGAUUAAGAAUUUUCCUUUUAUUACUGCAUUAAUAGAUCCCGUAAGAAAAGAGGACAGGGAACAGUGGAGUAGCAUCUGUCGUGCCCUUGGUUCCAAAUGCUUCCUGAUUGCUGAGGAUGCUGCCACACAAAUUUCCAAACUCAAAACUGACCAAAACAUAAACAUAGCAAUGUGCAGUGGUGUUGUCCUGAAAUACAUUAACCAGACCACGGUGUCAGACCUCAUAGAACUGACUGGAAUUCUGGAUGGUCAAAGACAUAUUUCCAUAUUAGGAAGUCCAGAUAGAGAAUCUUCAGAUGAGAGCCUCGUGGAUCUGGCUGUGGGCCUGGGUGCCAGGUUCCUCAAGUUGGGAGGUCUGUCCCGCGGAGAAAGGGUGGCCAAAUACAACCGGCUGCUGGCUAUAGAGGAGGAACUGGCCGCGAAUGGAGCGCUGCGUAAACCAAAACUUGAAUUUGUUGAUUUUGCUGAAGAAAAGCCAGCACAACUUCCUGAUGUGCUUCCUGCCCCAAAGAAGGUUUAGUUGCCUCCACAGCUCUCAGCCAGCCCUGCAGAUUCACAGCCUGCCUGCUCAGCUCCCAGAGAACAGCACACUAACCUAGGCUGUCAACACCAACUUUGGGAUAAAUUUCUAAGAAAAAACAUUUGCUAAGAAACUUACAUAUUAACUAUUCCUAAAUCCAUUUAUUUUUGAGCAGUUCAGCCAGAUAUCUCUAAAAUAUUUCAAAUACUGGCUUCUCUUUUCCCAGGGACCAUUGCCUUCAGCUGAAACUAAAUUAACUGAGCAGUGACUAUAGUCACUGAAAAUACCACAAAAUUCUGUGCUACGUUUACAAAUUGACAAAACAAAUACUGCUGUGUUAAGUCCAAAACGAAAUGUUUGUUUUGAGAAAAUCAGAAUCUCCCUCCAUACAAAGAGCAAGCUGUUGACAAACAGUAAAAAAACGCCAAACACAAACAGAACACCACAUUUUACAAAAAAACAAAGGCCUUGAGUGUUCUGCUGCUCCAUCCUCCCCACCCCCUCAGUGCUGCUCUGAGAUCCAGCCUGCAAAGAAGAUUUUGCUCCCCUUGUAGCCCUCAAGACAAGUGCAAACCCCAAAUGCUGGGCACAGAGCUGGGACUGGCAUCAGUAGGAAGCCUGCUCCAGUUGGCAGCAGUGAGUAACAAGUCAAUUCCACAAGGUCUGGGAAACUUGUCAGGAGUCUUUUUAAUAAGGAACAAUGAAAAGUUAAAGAAAUAAUUUAUGUUCUAGGUAACAAAACAGUUUAAGUAAAAGAAAUGCUUCUUGAAAAACUUCUGGGUUUUGCAUAAUUUGAAAAUCUGAACAUAUAAUACAGUAGCAAUAAUUUGAGGAAAAAAUACAUAUAUGAAAUUUUGCAUUU
Molecule: messenger RNA, 2709 nt
Organism: Melospiza melodia melodia
Lineage: Eukaryota; Metazoa; Chordata; Aves; Passeriformes; Passerellidae
Gene: ENO4
Product: enolase 4
Exons: 15
Coding region: 351-1847 (498 amino acids)
Biological process (GO): glycolytic process
Cellular component (GO): phosphopyruvate hydratase complex
Molecular function (GO): phosphopyruvate hydratase activity; magnesium ion binding
Source: RefSeq, a predicted model, not a curated record